AUGGCUUCCUCCUCCCAGCAGCCCGAAAUGUCCCAAAUCCCACCGCAAACCGCCCCAGCGCCAACCAUCGCCGCUCCUCCACCAGCGCAACUGUCUCUCCCCGCAGGAUACCAGCCCUAUCCCGCCCCCGUGGCCUACGCUCCUUAUCCCGUCCAGCAGGCCUUUGAGCCGCCGCGGCCGCCGCAGAACAAGAUCUGGGAAUUCAUCAAGCUGGGCCUGCAGUCGCUGUCCUUUGUGCUCGCCGUGGUGGGCGUCGGCCUGGGCUUCAGCACGCUGAAUUUUGUCUUCUUCGUCGACACCGUCGUCAUUGCAGCCGCUCCUCCUUGCAUCAUCGCCAUCCUCUGGAGCGGCGCCGAACUCAUCACGCGCGCAAUCCGCCGCUUCAAGGCCGGCAUCCACCCCGGCGCCCACGUCGCCCUCUCGCUCAUCAUCUUCCUCGUCGCCGUCAUCCUCACCUCGCUCUUUGGCCCCUGGUUCCAGAGCUCCUGGAACGACAGCUACGAUGACGACGGCCAGGAGUGCUCGUACCACUACAGCUCUACCCUGGACGACUAUGUGUAUUCUUGCACCGACAACUCCAGCGACCCCGAGGUGAUUGCAUCGAGGCACCAGUUCCGCCACGAGAACAGCGUUGCCUAUGCCGCCGCCAUCAUCACGUACAUUGUUGCCGUGAUUCACUUUGUGCUCUUUGUCGGCGCUUGCAUCGAUACGUCAAAGGUCAACGCUGCUGCUUCAAGACCCAUCUAUGUCAUUGCGCAGCCGCAGGGCCUGCAGGCUAUGAUGCAGGGCUGGCAGCCAAUCCAGCAAGCUCCGGCUGAGACCGAGGCUAGGGAUGUGGCCCCUACUGAGACAGAGGCUGAGGCUGAAACCGAGGCUGUCACUCAGAGCAAAGGAAAGGGCAAGGAGCCGAUGCGAGGCGACGUUGUAGAGCAUGAUGCUCCCAGCGGCUCACAAGCAUGAGAUUGUCAAGAAUAGAAAGAUGAAAAGGUCAUCAUGUUGGUCAUGUUGGAUACGAGGAAAUGUUGGAAAGUAAUAUGAGGAGGAAUAAAGAGUGCACAUUGAGAAUGGGCAUUGGUCGGCCUCGUUGUGUUGAAGAUACCCGUAUAGUCACAUACCCAAGUCUCUCAAUUAUACAUGUAGACGAAUUUAAUAGACACCAAUUAUAAUA
Messenger RNA from Trichoderma atroviride IMI 206040, 1168 nucleotides. RefSeq lists its product as uncharacterized. NCBI's taxonomy places the organism in Eukaryota, Fungi, Ascomycota, Sordariomycetes, Hypocreales, Hypocreaceae. The record is from RefSeq and is a predicted model, not a curated record.